Hibiscus syriacus is the source of this 981-nucleotide messenger RNA. RefSeq names its product fatty acid amide hydrolase-like. The record is from RefSeq and is a predicted model, not a curated record. Lineage: Eukaryota; Viridiplantae; Streptophyta; Magnoliopsida; Malvales; Malvaceae. Bases 469 to 981 code for a protein of 170 amino acids. The transcript is spliced from 6 exons.
ACCCUCUAUAUUUUCCUUCUAUUGAAUGUGUUUUUCACUUUCAUGUUUCCCACUUUGCGUGGAUUCUAUUCGUUACUAAUUUGGCUUGGAUUUUUUCGUUGUUGAACAGCUCAGGUAUUUUAAGUUUAUAUAUAAUCAUGUUGUGUUUGAGCUUGGUUUUACUAAUUAGACGUUUCCUGUAAGUUCAUAGCUCAGGUUUACAUUACACGUUUCCUGUAAAAGCACAAGGAAUAUACGAAGAAGAUGAACAGCAAGAAAGGGUUGUGCGGCGGCGUAAGUGAGAAGCUAGGGGAAAAAGAAGAUGGGUUGGAGAAGAAAACAUAUUAAAAAAAGGCAACCUCCACCAACAUUUUUUCAUGCAAAAAUGGGAUUGAUGAGGGAUGCCGGCGUUGUUUACAAGCCCGUUGAGGAGAUUGAUCUUGGUCCUUGCAGCAAUGAGUUGUAUUUUAAAGCUGAUAAAGCUCUCGUAUGGCUGGAUUUCUGCUGAAAAUCUUUGCCUGGUUCUUGGAGUCAAGGAUCAUUGGAGCAUUGUUGUUGUACAUAGUGAAGAAGAACAAUCAAGUUCACAAGCUUGUUACAAAUGCAACGCUGGUGGAACCUCCUAUGUUCGUUCCCUCACUUCCUAACACAGAGCUUAACCAACAAGAAGUCAAACAAAUUGAUUUUGAUGCAUCUCCACUGGAACGAGUUCAAGAGGCAAUAAAAUGCAUUCCUGUAACCUCGGAGAAGUCACUGGGUGAUCUAAAACUCAGCUGUUUCCGACGAUGGACUAUAGCAGAUUAUUCAAGAGCCUAUAGCGCUGGAGCUAUAACUCCACUGAGAGUUGCAAAGCAUUUUAUAGAUGCUGUGCGUGAAUCUUGCAGUCCUCCUUUUCCAAUGUUCUUCUUCAUUAACUAUGAUGCUAAAGAUAUCCUAAGGCAAGCUAGAGAGUCAACGCUUCGGUAUGAAAGAGGCAACUUUUUUACUAUAAUUAAUCAUUAG